This is a messenger RNA of Wickerhamiella sorbophila, 363 nucleotides long. RefSeq names its product Long chronological lifespan protein 2. NCBI's taxonomy places the organism in Eukaryota, Fungi, Ascomycota, Dipodascomycetes, Dipodascales, Trichomonascaceae. Bases 1 to 363 code for a protein of 120 amino acids. The record is from RefSeq and is a predicted model, not a curated record. The transcript has a single exon.
AUGCUGUACUUUUUGUUGGCGGUGUGCUCGGCUCCGGUAGCUGCGCAAAUGUUUGGGUUCGAUCAGAUUUUCAGACAGGCUCACGAGGCUCAACAGCAACAGCAAGCCGAACAACAGCAGCGGCAGCGUCAAAACGGCAUGAAUAUUGUUGAAGCGUCCUACUAUGAAGUUGACUGCCCAAAGUACUUGUGCGAGGACACCCUGUCCUGUGUUGACAGCCCCGUGGACUGUCCAUGUGCAUUCGAAUCUGAGAUUAAAUGCGUUCUUCCCGACAAAAAGACGUAUAUUUGCAUUUCAGCCCCGUCCAAUGAAGACAGUCCUACGUGUGAUACUGUGAUUGACGCCUGGAAUGGUAAAAUUUGA